CUUUGCAGUAGAGGUACUUCUGUAGAAAAUCCCUUGGAGGCAUCUGCAGAUGAUAUUUCCAGCAUUGCCAGUUUCAUUGAGACAAAGCUCGCAAUGUGCUGCUUAAAAAUGAAGAGGCCUAGUGAUGCUCUGACUCAUGCACACAGGAGCAUCAGCAAGAACCCGACUCACUUCCAGAACCACAUGCGCCAAGCUGCUGCAUUUAGGCGCUUAGGGAGAUGCUCCGAAGCUGCAAGGAGCGCCAUGAUUGCUGACUACGUGUACUGGCUGAUGGGAGGCACUAAGAAGAGUACAAGCAAGUACAUCAGAUACUACUGGCAGGCUAUGAUUGAAGAAGCCAUCACUGCCGAGACAUCUUUUGCAGCUAUGUACACGCCAUUUAAGACCGAGGAAAAGGACCAAGACACAAACAAGAUCCAGCACACCUUUGCUAGAAGGAACCCUGAGUACUUGCAGUACAAGUAUACAGAUCCUGAGGCAUUUCACAUCUUGCCACAGUCAGCUAAGUGGCCAUCUGACCCUCCUGUGCUGCACUUACUGACACUGGGUUUUAAAAGCAAAGGUGUUGGAAGACGCGUGGAACAGUGGACACGUAGGAGACUGUCCAUGCUUUCAGACCAGAACGCACUUUUCAAUACUCUCAGGGACCAAGAAGCAGAGAGAUACUGGAAAACCAUUGGUCAGAAGGUCAUGUCAGCCAUGGAUUUUAUAAGGAGCACCAAGUUAAUUGACGAGCGCUGCCCGUGCUCACGGGCACUAGAGAAGCGGCAGCAGGCCAGCCUCUUCGGCCGCAUGCAGAACCUCCAGGAACAGGCCCAGCUGCUCGAGCAAGUGAUGGCUGAGGUAGCCACCAUCCCCUACCUGCAGGACCUCAGUCAGGAGGAUAUCCAACUGAUUGGAGUCAUUGAAGGCUACUUAUAUGAAGUGGAAGACAACUACAUCAAGAACAAAGCCAGGACAGAAAGAAGAAAGAUGGGCCCUCUGCAGGGUGCAGGGAGGCCCCAGCUACGAGCUCAGGCUGCGUGGGGAGGCUUCAUCCAUCAGCUACCAGUGGUGGUGAAGAACCCUUGCAGCUUCCCCAUCGAGUUUUACUCCUUGGAGUAUGACCAGCAGUACCUUGCUGAGGAGCAGGUUAAUAAACUUCUUCCCAACUCGUUGAGGCUCGGGGAGCCGGUGGGGAGCCCCUGA
This is a messenger RNA of Dryobates pubescens (Downy woodpecker), 1188 nucleotides long. It is a transcript of the gene SPATA16, whose product is annotated as spermatogenesis associated 16. Lineage: Eukaryota; Metazoa; Chordata; Aves; Piciformes; Picidae. Gene Ontology annotation, biological process: spermatogenesis. The annotation marks the transcript as partial. The record is from RefSeq and is a predicted model, not a curated record. Gene Ontology annotation, cellular component: Golgi apparatus. The transcript is spliced from 10 exons. Gene Ontology annotation, molecular function: protein binding.